AUGGCCACAGAAAAUCCUCAAUCCCAACAAAAACCUGACCCUCAAAUCUCUCUUUAUCACCAGACUCACGCUACUCACCAUGCCGUCAUCACUAGUGAUUGGCUGGCUCAAGCUCAAGCUGUUGUUGGUUGUCAUCCCCAAGAUGCCGUAUCGGAUAAAUCAUCCUCGAAGUCUGCCGGCGGGGAAGAAUCUGGAAACGGUAUUAGUGUGGUGGAUGAGUUUAAUAACUGGCGAAAACAGCCAGAUUUGGCAGAGGCCGUGGCGGCUAUUAGGGCUUUGGCUUCCGUUAUUAGGUCAAGCCAAAGCCACUACUAUGAUGGAGCUUGA
Fraxinus pennsylvanica is the source of this 327-nucleotide messenger RNA. Lineage: Eukaryota; Viridiplantae; Streptophyta; Magnoliopsida; Lamiales; Oleaceae. The record is from the annotation of a GenBank genome assembly.